Messenger RNA from Helianthus annuus (common sunflower), 942 nucleotides. RefSeq lists its product as uncharacterized. Bases 1 to 942 code for a protein of 313 amino acids. The record is from RefSeq and is a predicted model, not a curated record. NCBI's taxonomy places the organism in Eukaryota, Viridiplantae, Streptophyta, Magnoliopsida, Asterales, Asteraceae. The transcript is spliced from 2 exons.
AUGGCUGGCUCGGAUGAAGCAAACAGUCAUCCUGUAGAAGGCAACAACACCAGGAUUAAUAUCACUGGUGCCGAACUGCAAGCAAUGAUCACCGCAGCAGUUACUCAGGCGGUGGAUGCUAAAUUUAAAGAACCAAGAAGUGAGCCAAAGAGGCAAAUUAUCCUUGAGCCGACUCCCAGGUACACCAAGGGUUGUACCUACAAGUACUUUGUCUCCUGUAAACCAAGAGAUUUUACGGGAGAAAAAGGAGCAAUCGAUUAUACGAAAUGGUUGGACGAAAUAGAGACAGUGAUAGACAUCAGCAGAUGUGCUAAGGAGGAUAUAGUGAAGUAUGUGACUCAAUCAUUUAAGGGCGAUGCCCUCACCUGGUGGAAAGCCUUAGUGCAAGCCACAGGAAAGGUUUCUUUGUACAAUCUUUCUUGCAGCAAGUUUGUUGAUUUGGUGAAGGAUACUUAUUGUCCUCAACAUGCAGUCGAGAGGAUAGAAACUGAUUUCCUCACCUUAGUGAUGAAGGAUCUGGAUUGUAGAUCUUAUGUGACUAGCUUCAAUUCAAUGUCAAGACUUGUGCCAUAUUUAGUCACUCCUGAACCCAAACGCAUUGCGCGUUUCAUCGGUGGUUUGGCCCCUGAAGUAAAAGGGAAUGUUAAGGCCUCUAAGCCAGCCACUUAUAGAUCUGUUGUGGAUCUAUCUUUGUCCCUCACUCUGGAUGUUGUGAGGAGUAGGGCGAAGAAGGUUACCGAUGAAGGGAAGAGGAAAAGAGAGGAAGACAAGUCUCCUCAGUCGAACAAAAAGGGCAAAGGGAACUCUGGUUACAAAAAGGGGCAGUCAAAUGAUAGGCCCAGGUGCAAGAUAUGUCACAAAAGGCACUUUGGAAAGUGCAACCAAGACCCACAGGCCAAACCAUGUGGGAUCUGCAAAAAGAAAGGGCACAAGUCUGUUUAG